AGACAACAGCGAAGUCAGCUCUGGAGGUAGGAGGCUUGGACGUCUCGAUUCGAUGAACCGGAAUACUGAAAGACGCUGGGGAUUGCCAUGAAUGGGGAUAUUGUGGCGUUCAGUAACGCCUCUCAUCACAUAGCUAGCCGUGCAAUUUCGGACGCUGAAGUUCGAGUGUUGCCUCAGUAAGAUCAAAGGUUCCAAAGUUAUCCUCAUCCGAAACACAAGAGGUGAGACGAAAUCCACUCUAUUCUUCCUUCGGUGUAAUCAGAGCGAGGGCAUUGUCACCCAACCCUGCGAACUUCUUAUGAAGUCACCGAAAGCGUUGCAUAACGCACCUGAAUCUAUCACGCACGCGGUUUCUUCUUCGCCGGCCGCCUGACGCACUGGACGAGCUUCAGACCACUCACCUGUGCGUACACCAUGUCCUCCCGCGUCACAAGGAAACGAGCUCGCACAGAAGAAGAACCAGCAGAACAACAAAUGCAUGGUGUGAACAUGGACGUCGACUCUCUCAACCCAUCGGACCCUGGGCCUACGAUGUCUGCUCUCAAGCGCGACGGGGAGUCCUGGUUCGACGACGGAACGGUCAUCCUGCUCGCAGCUGACGUAGAGUUCCGUGUAUACAAUGGAAUCCUAUCGGGCCACUCCCCCGUCUUUCAGGACAUCUCCGUCCAGGACCACCCCCUUCGGGCCGUCUGUAUCGAUGAAACGCAGAACAUCACCUGUUCAGUCGUCGAAUUUUCCGACUCUCCUGAGGAUCUGCGGCAUGUAUUGCGCGCAUAUAUGCCAAGGGAGGACGCAAGUCUAUCUGGGAAGGGACCACCUUCAUUCGCCCAGCUCUCCGCCUCUGUCCGCCUCGGAAAGAAGUCCGAAAUUCCGCAACUGUACGAACAGUCGCUCGCGGUUCUCAAACAAUACUUCACGGACGACUUCUGGACGUGGCGCAGCCAACGCAUAUGGGUUCCCGAAAGAUUCUACACCGUCGAGGCGAUUGGCGUGGUCAACCUCGCUCGUCUCACCGGGGAAAUGUCGAUCCUCCCUACAGCGCUCGUAUCCUGUUUGGUGCUUGGAUCUGACAUCGUCGACGGCUUUGAGAGGGAAGACGGCUUCAAGGAGAAUCUCACACUGGAAGACCUCGGCCUCUGCAUCCGGGCGCAAGCGGAAAUCGGGAAGGCCAGUGUAGGCAGCGUCUUCCGUCGCUUCAAGCCAACCGUCUCUGCCGGGUGCAAGACUGCAGAGUCGUGCGGAGCCGCGUUCCGUAAGGUGUUGUACGGACUUGAACAACGCAUGGAAAUUCUGAUCUCUGGGAAUCCUCUCGCCGAGUACACAGCCUAUCUAGGGGGAGAGAACAUUGGUCUUUGCGCAUAUUGCCUCGAGAUGCUCGAGGACAGAGACGACAAGGGGCGCACGGACAUGUGGAAGCGCUUUCCGGAUCUGCUAGGGAUUGAGGUUCCAGGUUGGGAAGAGGCAGCAACAGUACAGCCCGAGGACCGAGAAACGCUGCAUCCUGAGAGGUACAGAUGCCUGCUUGGGUAUUCUCUUACCACUCCAUCGGCUGAAGCGCGAAAACAGGUAUCAAUUGAUAAUGCUAGCAUGCGUUAG
Dichomitus squalens LYAD-421 SS1 is the source of this 1596-nucleotide messenger RNA. RefSeq lists its product as uncharacterized. The transcript has 3 exons. The record is from RefSeq and is a predicted model, not a curated record. Lineage: Eukaryota; Fungi; Basidiomycota; Agaricomycetes; Polyporales; Polyporaceae. Bases 415 to 1596 code for a protein of 393 amino acids.